AAGCCAGGGGAACAGAGGCGAGACGAGCGCUUCCCUCCUGCGUGCGCUCGCUCUGUCGUCGUCGUAUGGGCCAGUGCGCAUCGAGGAGGGCGAGGCGGGCACGCGGCAGACGGUGGCGAGAAGAUGAGGACGCGGCGUCGGACAAGGUCGGUUGCCUCGCGGUGGCGAAGGAGAAGCGGUCCAGGUUCUACAUCCUGCGGCGGUGCGUGGUGAUGCUUCUCUGCUGGCACAAGUACGGCAAGUGCUGAACCCCAUCCUGACGGCGCCAUGUUCCCUCGUUGCUUCACGCUUCCCUCAUCUGCAGAUGGCCUUCUUGAGUCCGAAGAGAAGCAACGAAGAAAAACAGGCUUAUUAUAUAUAAGCAAGCAGAGAAGUGGUGAAAUCUUUUGUUGCAACAUUCUUUCAACUAUUGGGUUCCUAUUGAGCAGAUGUCUUUUGCUGCAAGCUUCUUUGAACAAUUGUGUUCCAAUUGGACAAGUAUUUUGUUUCGUCAGAGUACUGUGAAAUAAAUUAUUAAUGAUUUCAUCAACACCAACAA
Molecule: messenger RNA, 538 nt
Organism: Musa acuminata AAA Group (dessert banana)
Lineage: Eukaryota; Viridiplantae; Streptophyta; Magnoliopsida; Zingiberales; Musaceae
Product: small polypeptide DEVIL 17-like
Exons: 2
Coding region: 66-248 (60 amino acids)
Biological process (GO): negative regulation of cell population proliferation
Source: RefSeq, a predicted model, not a curated record